AUGGUUAGUUCGCCGAAUUUCGCACAAUUUGCUUACCCCCGUACUCAAAACAAAGCAAACCAGGUCUCCCAACAAGCGCGUCUCCGCGUGAUCAUCGUCGGUGCUGGCCUUAGUGGCAUUGCCACUGCCAUCUCAGCCGCCCUCUCCGGCCACUCAGUCGAGGUCAUCGAGCAAGCACAGGAGCUCGCCGAGGUUGGCGCUGGUUUACAAAUCACCCCGAAUGCCUCGCGUCUUCUCAAAUACUGGAAGCUUCGGGAUUCACUGUGGGAGGCAGCGGCCGAGCCCACGAAGUUGACUGUGCACCGGUAUUCGGGUGAAGUGUUGGCCCACGACGGCGCUUUCGAUAAGGGCAUCCGUGCCAACUAUGAUAAUGCGCCUUUCGUUGACUUGCACCGAGUCGAUCUGCAACAAGGUUUGUAUGCACGCGCCCAGGAUCUGGGUGUGACUUUCCACCUGGGUGAGAGGAUUGAGCGGAUUGACUUUGACACUACCACUGUCCACUCGGUGGCAGGAAAGCACUACACUGGUGAUCUGAUUGUCGCGGCGGACGGCCUGUGGUCUCAGUGCCGAGAGGCAUUUGAGGGGAGAAAGGAUGAGCCUCUUCCGACCGGUGAUCUGGCAUAUCGGAUUGUUUUGACCUCAGACCAGGUUACCGAUCCAGAGCUCAAGGCACUCGUGGAGAAUCCCGAGGUGCAUUUCUGGAUCGGGCCCAGUGCUCAUGCCGUUGGAUACUCCGUCCGGGGAGGAAAGAUGUACAAUAUUGUGUUGCUGGUGCCUGAUAACCUGCCCCCGGGCGUUUCGAGGCAGCCCGGCUCGGUGGAGGAGAUGAAGGAGCUGUUUGUGGGUUGGGAUCCGAUUCUCAACAAGUUCCUGAACUAUGUCACAAGCGGAAGUAUCGACAAAUGGAAGUUGAUGCAUCACGGCGAAAUGGACAAGUGGGUCAAUGACAAGUCGAACCUUGUCUUUAUCGGUGAUUCUUGCCACCCGAUGCUUCCCUAUCUGGCACAGGGUGCCAACUCCUCAUUAGAGGACGGUGCCGUCCUGGGCCUCUUACUGGGACAUAUGACGGAUAAAGCCCAGAUUCCACGUAUCUUGCGUCUAUAUGAAACUUUGCGCAAGUCUCGAGGAGAAGCCAUCGUUCGGGAGACGUUCAAGCAGAGACACGACUUCCAUUUGCAGGAUGGUGAAGAGCAGAAGAAACGUGAUGAGGUUUUCCUCUCGCAGCUUGGCAAGGAGCUCAAGGGAGCCUUCCCCAGUCGAUGGACAUGCCCAGAAGUUCAGCCCUGGCUAUACGGCUACGAUGCCAUCAAGGAAGUUGAGAAGGCAGUGGCUCAGAAUCCGAAUGUCUUUUCCAAGCAGAUUACAUCUCGGUCAUCUUGCUCACUUUUGUAA
This is a messenger RNA of Penicillium daleae, 1392 nucleotides long. Its product is annotated as putative monooxygenase. NCBI's taxonomy places the organism in Eukaryota, Fungi, Ascomycota, Eurotiomycetes, Eurotiales, Aspergillaceae. Gene Ontology annotation, molecular function: FAD binding; monooxygenase activity. The transcript is spliced from 6 exons. Gene Ontology annotation, biological process: secondary metabolite biosynthetic process. The coding region runs from base 1 to 1392 and encodes 463 amino acids. The record is from RefSeq and is a predicted model, not a curated record.